UUUCUAAAUGUCAAUUCGACCCGGACCAUCGUCAUAAAAUCUGAUCUUUGCCGAUUUAAAAAUUUUCCAUGUGGUUUUUGGCGAGAUUUGCGUCACAUCCGUCAAGUCCAAAGUGGGAGCAAUUAGCGUAAUAUGGCAAUAUUUGUUAUCGAAUUAGUAAACGUAAUUUUUUGCACUUGUUCGGUAACGUCGUGACCAGUUUGUCGCUUAUGCAAUGGCAGCAAUUUAUCGAAACUUUCUAUGAUUUCAAGCAAUGUCACCGAAUCCCCAGAAUAAUUAAUUUCGUUUCGGCUCGAAUUAGAAAAAACAAGACAAUUGACGCCAUUUGAAUGUUUUUCAUCCGUAUGCGGCUAAUUUUGAAACAAAUUAGUGAAUUAGGCGGGCGGAAAUUGCCGCAAAUAAUCGAGGUCGCGCAAACCGUACAAUAUAUUUAAUUCCUUUUACAUUUAAAAAGUGAAGUCUUUUCGAUUUCUCGAAGGGAAGGAAAGGGGGACGAAAGUAUUCGAAAAACAUCUGCUUUUCGUUCGGUCACCACACGCCACACAUGCGUUAGGGCCGCCACCUGCCGGCCCCUCCCUUGCACCUCGCCUCCCCUGGGGGUUGCAUCACGUGAUAGCCGGACACGUGCAUCGUGUCGGUUUUAAGAUAUAUGUACCUUCUUGAAACGAUCCAAACCUAAACCAAGUAACGAAGGAAAUUCAACAUCCUUUACCCUGUAGACUAAGCAUCGACAUUUCUGUAUCUUUUUCCUGUGUGAUUAUCUCGGAUGAUAAAAAAUGAAUGUAUAAUUUUGGUAAAUGUCGUUUCCUGGAUAUCUGCAAUCAAGGCUAGUAUGGUUGUAUGUCGAAAAAAGAUACGUGCUAUUGUUGAAUUUUGACGGCCGACUUAUUUCCCAUGGUAUUGUCGCAUUAUUUCUAAUUUGAAGCCUCGGCACGAUUAAACUUAUGACUAAUCUAAUAAUGUCAAUGAAUUUCUACCAAUUGGUCAAAAUGAAUUCAGGUUUUAUAAGUUAUGUCACGUCCAUUGCUUAAAAUUUAAUAGUUUCUCUGAUGAUGAAACACAUGAUGCCCGAUUUACCAAAUGCGCCAGCUGCUCUUCUUCGACCUUAUUUUUUCCUUUAUGGUUCAUCUGACUACCUGUGAUUUAGGAACCAUUUACCAUCUUGAUUUCAGUUCGCCAGCUGCCUUCUUAGGGUGUACAGCACUCGAGAAACUGCUGCAGUUCAAUUCUGUUUAUUUUGUUUUGGUGCAUGUGUUUGCGAGAUGAUUAUUUGCAUAUCGGGCUUUUUGGUGGGAAACUUUCCACCGAAAAUGGAAAGGUCCCAGAUAGUGAAUUCGAUGGGUUCAUCCGACCAGUUUCAAGAACAGACUUACAUCCAGGCUCCCAGUUUUGUCCAAGCUCAAAACUACAGUACUCCAACCCCCAGUCCUAUCUAUUCCCGUGCCUCCCCUAACAACUCGACGUACGUGAAUGUAUCGCAGCCUCUUCAUAAGAAGGGUUCUUUACGGAACGGAGAUGUCUUGAAAAGGUCGAGGGUUCAGACAACAUACGAGCUGUCGCAAGACAUUCUCGACAAACAAAUCGAAGUGUUGGAACGGAAAUAUGGCGGUGUUAAAGCGCGAAAUGCAGCUCUCACGAUUCAACGGGCGUUCAGACGAUACACACUACUUAAAAAAUUCGCAGCAAUUACAGCAAUGGCCAAAGCCGAGAAACGUAUUAGUCGCCGAAUUCCUGCAAAUUCCGAAGACUGUCGUAGCACAAUAGGUGAGACUGAGCAGUGUCCCGAAUAUAUGAGGAAUUAUGAAGGACACGACUGCUCGAAUAUGAGAGUUCUUCCAGUUAGAUCGAUGUCUUUGCGCGAGAGACGUAAUAUUGACAAUAUGCCAAUACCUAGGAGUCAGUCGGGGACUCCUACAGUGUGUUGGGAGAAUUAUUCCUCAUCCUCCCUCCAACACUACUAUUCACCCGCUGACUCCAAAUCGGAUUCGCUAGGUACCCAAGUGACUGCAAGUCCCAGUUCUUGUAGUACUCCUACAACUUCCACAAACGGCUACGCUCGCAGCCGCCACAGUCUGAACAGUAGAAAAGUACCACCAGAAGUACCUAAACGAACCUCAAGUAUUACCUCUCGUUCGGUCGGAGACCCCCGACACCACAAAAGCAACGGCUUGACCAAAACAAACGAAAACGGCUCGUUGUCAAGUGUCCAAAGUUCCGGUAGUGACAGUAGUAUAUCGACUGAACGCGUGCAAUGUGAAUUUUCCGGAUCGCCAGUCUGGAAGCGCAAAGGAAAUCACAUUUCGGAAUACGCCGAACCGGCCUUAGAGACCAGUUUAGGGAACAUUUCCAACACUAGCACAUCCACCUACACACUAGAACGAGCCAAUGAACAACAAGCACCCGCCAGCUAUAAAAUAACCGAGACUAUAAGAAAACGACAAUACAGAGUAGGACUUAACUUAUUUAAUAAAAAACCAGAACGAGGCAUCUCCUAUCUAAUCCGAAGAGGGUUCUUGGAGAACUCGCCGCAAGGCGUCGCCAGAUUUCUCAUCUCGAGAAAAGGACUGAGUAAACAAAUGAUCGGAGAGUAUUUAGGGAAUUUACAAAAUCCGUUUUGUAUGGCUGUUUUGGAAUGCUUCGCUAAUGAGUUAGAUUUGUCGGGAAUGCAAGUCGAUGUUGCCCUUCGGAAGUUCCAGCAGCAUUUCCGAAUGCCUGGAGAAGCACAAAAGAUUGAAAGACUUAUGGAGGUGUUCUCGCAUAGAUAUUGCCAGUGCAAUGUCGAUAUCGUCGCCCGGUUAAGAUCGCCUGAUACGAUUUUUGUGCUCGCCUUUGCGAUAAUAAUGCUGAACACUGACCUCCACACCCCGAAUAUAAAACCCGAACGUCGGAUGAAGCUCGAAGACUUCAUAAAAAAUUUACGAGGUAUCGACGAUUGUGGUGAUAUUGACAGUGAUAUGUUGACUGGGGUUUACGAGCGUGUCAAAGCGAACGAAUUUAAGCCCGGUUCAGACCACGUGACUCAAGUAAUGAAAGUCCAAGCAACGAUCGUUGGUAAAAAACCAAAUAUGGCGUUACCACAUCGCCGACUAGUGUGUUAUUGUCGUUUAUACGAAAUCCCUGAUAUUUAUAAGAAAGAAAGACCUGGUGUACACCAGAGAGAAGUGUUCCUUUUUAACGAUUUGCUCGUUAUUACGAAAAUUCUAAGUAAGAAGAAGUCUUCAGUUACGUAUACAUUCAGGAAUAGUUUCCCUCUGUGCGGGAUGACUGUCACUCUCUUCGAAGCUGCCCAUUACCCUUAUGGUAUACGUUUGAGCCAACGUGUCGAUGGCAAAGUAUUGGUCACAUUUAACGCGCGAAAUGAGCAUGAUAGGUGCAAAUUCGCGGAGGAUUUGAAGGAGGCUGUAAGCGAGAUGGAUGAAAUGGAGAAUUUGAGGAUUGAGGCUGAGCUAGAGCGGCAGAAGUCGAACCGGGGGACCAGGACAGGUACCGAAAACCGGGACAGUGGCGUCGCUGACGUGGAAGUGUGUUCUUACCAGUGCCCCUGCUCCCAGAACCAGGCACUAGGAGGGUCGGAGUGUGCCGAAGAAGUCGGUCAUGACACUCAAAUCAAACGUUCGGCGCUCAGUAACUCGUUGCUGGAUAUCCACGAACAGUUUGCAGGAGAAAAGGCACAGCGCCGAGGUAGUGUGGGCUCGUUAGAUAGCGGCAUGUCUGUAUCAUUCCAGUCGACGUCGGCUAGUACUUGCUCCCGGUCUGACAAGCUGGCUAAUAAAGGUAAGCCAGGCCUCCAUAACCACCAGUCAUUCUUAGGCGGCCUGUUCAACAAGAAACAACAGAACAAUGUGGCGGUGAAGUCGACCGAAGUGUAAAUCAAUCCAAAUAUAUAAGUGUAAUCGGUUCUUUUUCAAAUUUAACUUGUGCAUGUAUGAAUAACCAAAUACAUUUUCACCAUUUAUAAGUGUUACCAAAUAUAUUAAUUAUGGCUGUCUAAUUUCGCCCCAGCGCGUAAUACUUAAUUUUUUGUUAUUAUUAUUUUUUAAUUUCCUUCUUGUUACUAGGAGAGGCAAACUUAAUGUAUUUUCUUUACCAUUAUAUUAUAUUCACUCGCUAUUUUGACAGCUAUUCAACAUUAAGGUUGCCUUAAACCGGCUCUCUGUCUUCAAUGGCAUUGAACAUAUUGAUAAUUGUCUUCUAAUGUUGCCUGUAAAGGAUUUGUAAAUAGUUAAAUUAUUAAAGAGAGCAACAUGUUCUAGUCGAUUGUAAAUAUGUUAGCAAUCUCUACUAAUGAUAUUAAAUAAUUUAAAUGUAUGUAAUAAGUGUUUUUUUAAUAACCAAUAAAUAGUCGGACCUUUA
Molecule: messenger RNA, 4353 nt
Organism: Tribolium castaneum (red flour beetle)
Lineage: Eukaryota; Metazoa; Arthropoda; Insecta; Coleoptera; Tenebrionidae
Gene: siz
Product: schizo
Exons: 7
Coding region: 1263-3869 (868 amino acids)
Biological process (GO): regulation of ARF protein signal transduction; actin cytoskeleton organization
Molecular function (GO): guanyl-nucleotide exchange factor activity
Source: RefSeq, a predicted model, not a curated record